CGUGCAUGCGGCCAUGGAGCUGCCGUCGAUAACGAGCCACAAGAAGAUGAGCAUGAACGCGAUACCUCUCCAAUUGGAGCCCCUCGGGUACACGCCAAAGCAAGGCGCGGGCGCCGUCGACCUCCUGCAGCAGUUUGACCCGCAGCUCUCGCCACCCAAAUGCAAGCUCGAGAAGCUCUCGGCGCCAUCGCCAGUCAAGGACAAGGAGCCCGAUACGAUGGUGUGUCGAAAGCAGCAGCUGCAAGCGAUUGCACCGAGCUGCGCGAAUCUCGGAAGUUGAUUCCACACUCGCACCACGUCGACGGAAGCGACGAAAGCUCGCAGCCCAAAGACGCGCUGCGAACGAACAUACCGCAUUUGCCCCAUGACUAGAGAAGAGCUCGAGUAUUCGUUGUAU
Molecule: messenger RNA, 397 nt
Organism: Saprolegnia parasitica CBS 223.65
Lineage: Eukaryota; Oomycota; Saprolegniomycetes; Saprolegniales; Saprolegniaceae
Exons: 3
Coding region: 14-280 (88 amino acids)
Source: RefSeq, a predicted model, not a curated record